CCUCUUGGAUAUCUGGUUCAAGAAACCUCCAAUCCCCAUAACUCUCAUCGACCUCCUCUACAUCACCAAUCGUUUUUACUCAAAAUCACAAACCCAACAAGUUUUCUUCACACACACACAAACACACUCUCUCUUGAAUUAUAGGCAACCGGCGCAUCGAUACCAAUUGGUUAAAAUUAUAUCUGGGUUAAGGCCAUGGCCCAUGGAAGGUUUUAAAUGUAGAACAAGCAAUGUGUCAGGUAACAUGUGGUGGGGAGUGCUGUCCUCUUGAUUCAUACAUCAAGCUUUGGAAUAAGGAUGUCAAGGCGAAAAGGCUUUCAUGAGACAGGAGCUGCAAAAUACGUGUAACGAGAUCUCAGCUUCUCCCUAUGUAUGCGACUCUUUGGACGAGGACGUUUGUCCCCCUGCCUAUUCUGAAUGUGAUAAAUAUCUAGUCCUGGAGCCCAAAGGAAAAAUUCUCGAACCCAUAAGAGAGACUGAACCCGAGGAAGGAAAGUAAAAGAGAAACAAGAUUACAGAAGGGCCGGGAAAAUGGAAGAUCUACUAGGAGCUGAAAGCCUGGAGCAUUCCAUGAACCUCACUCCAAAAGGAGGCUCCAAAGAGGUAGAUGAUCGUGAAGAGGAAGCUGAGAAGAAAGAAAAUGGAGCUAAAGGAGGAGAAGAAAGGACAAGUGGAUUUAUAAACCAUCUUCUCUCUAACUUGGUGUCUGGAGGGGAAGGUCAAGAAGAAAAAACCGGGGAAAAAGAUGAUGAAGAGAAGAGAGGCAUCGUGAGUGAGGAGGGUGUUGAUCAUGAUGAUAAGGGAGGUGGGUUUAUAAGCCAUCUUAUCUCCAACUUGGUCUCUUCCCAUAGUCCGAAAGCAGGGAAAGAUAGUAAACAAAAGGUGGAAGAAGGUGACAAUAGGGGCUCUAAAGCAGAGGAAGAUGCAGGUAGUGAUAGUAAAGGUGUACGGGUCCAGAAAGGGAAGUCAAAAGAGGAGAGUGGUGGUGGAGGUAUCAUCGAAAAGAUAGUCUCCCACUUGCCUGCUCCACUUCAAGAUGAUGCGGCUACCCCGCCAGACGAGGCCUCCAUACUAAUUCACUCCAUCAUUCAUGACUGAGAAGCACACACCAGGCAUUGAUUUUUAGGAUUGCUCAUUUAGAAAAGCUAGAUUGCCAUUCGAUGUAUUUCAUCUUUCAUUUUCUUUUGUUUGUAUAAUACUUUUUUUCCCUCUCAUUUGUUAAGAUAGUCUUUUGGAGUUGUGAAAGAACUUUUCCCUAAUCUUUUGUUGCCAUUGGCGCUUCAAUCUUUUAAUUUGCUGUUAUUGGAAAAGCAGUUUGGCCUUCACACACUCUCUUAUGGUGAUUAUUUUAAGCACUGGUCUCAAUCGUUGUAAUGCAUGUUAGAUGGGAUUACCUGAAAAUUAAUCAGGUAUUAAAGAUCUGAGAAUCUCGUACCUACUGCACGUGUAGUGGCGGGGUGUUCUUUUUCCUAAUCUAGCUGCACAUAUUAGAAUAAAAACAAAUAUUUUAAACUGAUAUCAGUUAUGGGAGAUCUUUCCUGUAACAGAAAGUCAGCAGGCAAGGAGGAGUUCAUAAUGUAAUGUUUCAGAACAAGGAGUUGGAGGGCGCUCUCUGUGCAAUGUGAUGCGCACAUUGGGUUGUUAUAGAGUAGGAUGGGGUUGUGCUUGCUACGGAUCUGAUCAGAGUUAUCUCCUAGCCUAUGAAAGAACUUUGAUUUCGAACCUGAAAGUUCUUUUAGGAUUCUAUAUCGGAUAUCAUUGUCCAGGGAUGUUUUUUUUUUUUUUAUUAUUUGUCCAAAGAG
This is a messenger RNA of Juglans microcarpa x Juglans regia, 1802 nucleotides long. RefSeq lists its product as uncharacterized. The transcript is spliced from 4 exons. NCBI's taxonomy places the organism in Eukaryota, Viridiplantae, Streptophyta, Magnoliopsida, Fagales, Juglandaceae. The record is from RefSeq and is a predicted model, not a curated record. Bases 532 to 1098 code for a protein of 188 amino acids.